UCCCCAGGUGAGGCACUUGUCCGCACGACCGGGAACGAACGCGAACUCUUGGGUGAUUUUCAGUGGGAGAGAAGUCGAGUUGAUAUAAAUGCUGGAAUUGUUAUGCGAGAAAGAACCGGUGCAUGUCCGGUUCCCCUUCGAAUGUAUCGAUGAUGCGCGAGCGAUCGGCUCUCGAAUCGAGAUCGCCGGUCAUGCGCGAUAUUGCGCGUGCAAGUCGUGCGUGCGAGGCAAGGUGAUUCGCCGGUAAAUCGGUUAUUGUUACUUUGAGGACGGCGGAGACUAGUUGUGAGCUCACGAUGGACAGGAUAAAGCUUUUGUUUGAUGAGUCCUUAAGCAAGGAUGACGCAUUCAUGAUCUGCGCGACCGUGGACACAGGUUUCGAGUGGCAGGCGAUUGACGAACACAGGGAGAAGGUUAGCAAUACUUCGGAACCGGUCAAGGAACGCGGGAAAAUCUACUUUAACUUACAAUGGGACCAAUAUGAGAAAGUUCAGGAAAUGAGAUCAAUAGACAAUAUACUCAUAGUAGCCGAUGUACGGACUUUCACUUUUCAUGAUACCGACAAAGAAGCCGACAAAGAAGCCAAUUUGGAAUUGUUCAAGGAUGCGGUACAAAAGCAUAUGAAUCUGAAUAAAGCUCUGGAUAUGUGGAAGCGUGUGGCAUGUUUUAUGGGAGAGAUAUAUCCUACAUUGGAGGAAUAUAAUUCUGCCAAGGAGCAAGCUGCUGUUACCACAGUAACAGAACCAGUAACAGAAGCAGAACCAGAGACCACUAAGGGUAGAAAAAGAGGCGUGGAUCCCUCAGAGUCUAAGGAAGGCGAUAUACUUAAAUUCAGAGUGACAUGCGAAAGGUCUGGUAAUCACACAUUUGAGUCCACUGAUGUAGCCUGUGUUGUCGGAGGGGAAUUGCAGACUAAGUAUCACUGGAUAGUGGAUUUAUCCAAGUAUCACUUGGAAGUUAUCUGCAAAUUGAUUGAACAACAACUGAUAACACUUUUGCGCGUGACGCACGAGUCCAAACAUCGCAGGAAUAUCGUGAGCUUUGGUCCGACCACUCUCAGAUCAACUAUAUGUUACAAUUUGCUAAGAUUGGCAAAUCCUAAACCAGGAGAUAUAGUAAUUGAUCCUAUGUGUGGUAGUGGAUCUAUUCCUAUAGAGGCAGCAUUAGCUUUCUCUCAUUUAUGCAUUCUAUGCGGCGAUAAAAAUUCCAAAGCUGUGGAGAGAACAAAGUCUAAUAUAGAUGGUUCAGAAACUGCAGCCAGAAUAAAUCCCGUGCAAUGGCUGGCUUUAAAUCUGCCACUCAAAGAUUCGUUUGUUGACGUUAUUGUUACUGAUAUGCCUUUUGGCAAGAGAAGUGGAAAGAAGUCAAAUAACGAACGUCUUUACAAACAAUUUUUGCUGGAACUCGGCCGAGUAGUAAAAUUACGGUCUGGACGAUUGGUCCUACUUACUCAUGACAGAAGAAGUUUCAAUUACGCCUUCAGGGCAGCGGGUGAUUUGUUCCAGUUAAUGAGAGCAGUUAAUGUGAAGAUAGGAGGUCUUCAAGUUAUAGCUUAUGUUUUGAAACGAACAAAUGUGCCCCUCACAUCCUUUAAACCACGAUAUUAUUAAUGGACAGAACUUUUAAAAUGAAUAGACCAAUGAGGUAUCUUUUGUUUUCACAAGUGUUAUG
Messenger RNA from Harpegnathos saltator (Jerdon's jumping ant), 1671 nucleotides. RefSeq names its product THUMP domain-containing protein 3. The record is from RefSeq and is a predicted model, not a curated record. Lineage: Eukaryota; Metazoa; Arthropoda; Insecta; Hymenoptera; Formicidae. Gene Ontology annotation, molecular function: tRNA (guanine) methyltransferase activity. The coding region runs from base 297 to 1610 and encodes 437 amino acids. Gene Ontology annotation, biological process: tRNA methylation. The transcript has 7 exons.